This is a messenger RNA of Toxorhynchites rutilus septentrionalis, 835 nucleotides long. It is a transcript of the gene Elp5, whose product is annotated as elongator complex protein 5. The record is from RefSeq and is a predicted model, not a curated record. Gene Ontology annotation, molecular function: tRNA binding. Gene Ontology annotation, biological process: tRNA wobble uridine modification. The transcript is spliced from 3 exons. Lineage: Eukaryota; Metazoa; Arthropoda; Insecta; Diptera; Culicidae. Gene Ontology annotation, cellular component: elongator holoenzyme complex; cytosol; nucleus. Bases 93 to 788 code for a protein of 231 amino acids.
CAUAAACAUUACUCACCUAUGAACUCGAUGGACACAGUCAUAAACAUUGAAAGCAAUCCAUUUCUGCUAAUAUUGCGAAUUGUACAGCAAAAAUGUUAAGUAAUUAUUUGUUGAAUCAGCAGAAAAUUCUCCUGAUUAAAGAUCAAUUUGGAUUGGAAAACACUUCCCAGAAAAUUGUUUACAAAUGGCUCACAGAGCAAAAAGGGAAUGAUGUGAGCUUGAAUGUUCUCAAAUCAUUGAACACGAAUGAACACCCAUUUCUCCUCAUCCGCGUCGCACAAUUAUCCCGCAACAACAACCCCUCCUCAAUAUUCGAAUUUGUACAUCAAUGUAGGAAACUCAGCGCUGUGCAGUAUUUGUUCCUGUGGUCUACGGAGAAGAAUAUAGCGCAAACGUUCCUGGUUCCUUACCUUGAGCACAUGUCCGAUUUGGUGCUAACCGUCGAGGACGACAAAAAUCUUUCGAUACUGAUUAAAAAAUCAGGUGGUUCCAUCAGCAACAAACACUAUCAUUACCAGGUUCUUGACGGUUGCUUCUCGGUGAAAGAAUCGAAAAAGUUGGACCGGAGCAAACAUACUUCCGAAACGAUGAAACCCACGAUCGAUCCGGCAUCAUUGGGGACAUUCAAAAUAGGCGAUCUGAGAAAGGAAGAGCAGGAAGCAAAGGAUGCCCUCACAUUGCCCUUCGAAUUCUACAAACCUACGGCGGACGGCGGGAAAGUUUUAUACCAUCCGGAUGCCGAAGAUGACCUGGAUGAGGAGGAUCCAGAUGACGAUUUGUUGAUAUGAGUUGUUUUUUUUUUUUGAAAAUACAUGAUUUGUUUUAUUGAUAACAA